This is a messenger RNA of Didymodactylos carnosus, 1068 nucleotides long. The record is from the annotation of a GenBank genome assembly. Lineage: Eukaryota; Metazoa; Rotifera; Eurotatoria; Philodinida; Philodinidae.
AUGAAUAACGACAACGAUCAACAACGAAAACACCGAAGUAUCAAAUCCUCACAAGACGUUGACAUUUAUCGUCCACGUCAAAUUGUUUCUUCAACGUAUCCGGAAGAAACUCAAUAUCAUCAGCUUAUUCACCGUACAUUAAAUGAAAUAAAAACCCUAACUCCAGCUAAACAAGCAGCUGUUGGUGGAGUAUCAGGAAUAGCAACUGGAUUUCUGUUUGCGAAAGCAUCAAAAGCAGCUGCUUUUGCGAUCGCGGUUCAAAGACGUGUGCAUGAUUCACGAACAAUAACGCAAACAACUACAACAACGAAUCAAGAUGAAGAUAUUGAAGAAAUUAAUAACAUACAAGGAGGAACAUCAAGUGUUCUGCAACAGUUGAGAGCAUUCGCAUAUGAAAAUGUAUCGUUAGCAUCAAGUUUUAUAGGUGGCUUUCUUCUUGUAGAUUUGGUGAUGACAAAAAAGUUGAGUCAUUUUGAUGAAUGGAAAUCAGUUGUAUUAUUGAGUGGAAAAGAUUUAUCUCGAAAACAUUCCAUUGAUGAAUAUAUCGUUGAUUUAAUGAAUAUGAUUAAUCAACAUUCAGAUUAUUAUACGAGUUCAUCGUGUUCAGGUCGAACAAUCGUCUUUGCCACAACACCGACAGCGUCAAAAAGCGAUUGUCAAUGGUUGUAUGUAACACAUGGUGAAGCAAAUGUGGAUGAAAUAUGGACGUGUAUAGAAGCAUCAGCUUCUAAGUCACAUUUAAUAACGUUCAAAUAUGAACCAUUUAUUGUACAUAUUAUAUGUCGAAAUAUUGAGUGUGCUAAACAAUUAUUAAAUCUUGUACUGGAGUGUGGCUAUCGAAAUUCGGGUUUAGUUCUAUCUAAACAAGGUAAAAUAACGUUGGGAGUAAGGAGUACGCAUGGACUUGAAGUGCCAAUUGUUAUCAACGGAGAAUUAUGUGUAGAUAAAUCAUACAUUGUUAAAUUGGUGACGAUUGCCAAUGAAAAAAUGUGUACAAAUUUUCAACGAAUCGAUCGAUUUAAAGAAUCCAUAGAAAAAAAAAUUUGUCACAAUGAUCUAGUCUCCUAA